AUAGUCGUCGACGACCAGUGACCGGGAGGAAGCGUGACUUUAGGUACACAACAAUCUACGCUUACAGUGCCGCCAGCUAGUCUGGUCUAUUUCGAUUUUGUGGAUAACCCUAUACUCCAUGUAGUUAUCUAUGUUACUGUGUUUUAUAUUCAAAGUGUUUUUAUUAUAUUUUUUUUCGUCUGAGAUGCCGUUGAAUAUGAAGAUUUUAUUCACAUUGGUAGCGACUCUUUUCGGCUGUCAGAACGGUUGGACUGCAAUAUUAACCGAACUUUGCUCAAGUCAAGUUUACUGUCAAGGAAGUUUAUUGGAUAAGAUUCAGAGUGCAAGAAUUUUCAGUGACUCAAAAACUUUUGUAGAUUUAGUUCAAAAGAAUCCUGAAAAUAUUACUCUCAAAAAUUUUGAAGAGCUAUUAGCAAAUACUAAUAAUGAUCCGAAUAAAGAUGAAAUAACUCAAUUCGUAAAAGACAAUUUUAUUCCAGAAGGUGAGCUAGUUCCCUGGAUACCCUCUGAUUUCGAAGAGAAUCCUAGGUUUUUAAAUUAUAUCACAAAUCCUGAAGUUAAAGAUUUCGCUAAGAAAUUGUAUAACAUUUGGCCUAAACUAGCGAAGAAAAUGAAUAAUUUAAAUAAUCCAAGUCAACAUUCUCUGAUACCUAUACCAAAUGGUUUUAUUAUACCGGGCGGACGAUUUAAAGAAAUUUAUUACUGGGAUUCUUAUUGGAUUGUCAAAGGAUUGCUUAUCACGGGAAUGCAAACAACAGCGAAGGGAAUGCUGGAAAACUUACUUUUCUUAGUGAGAAGAUAUGGAUUCGUUCCAAAUGGAAGCCGUGUAUAUUACUUAAACCGAUCGCAACCGCCUCUUCUGUCAUUACUGGUAGGAGUUUACUUAGACGCUACAAAUGAUACAGCAUUUUUGAAGUCACACGUUGAUACACUUGAACAAGAAUUGAAUUGGUGGCUAGAAAAUAGAUUUGUUUAUGUACAAAAGGGCAAAACGAAACACGAAUUAGUGCAAUAUGCUGUUAAAUAUCAAACUCCGAGACCCGAAUCUUAUGCGGAGGACAUUAAUACUUGUAGUUCUUUCACAGAUAAAGCACAGUGUUAUAGAGAUCUAAGAAGUGCUGCUGAGUCCGGUUGGGACUUUUCAACAAGAUGGUUUAAAGACCAAGAUGGAAAUAGAACGACUCAACUAACUAAUAUAACUACAACCAAAAUAGUACCAGUAGAUUUAAAUUCAUUUAUGUGUGCAGCUUUCGGACAACUUUCAAGGUUUUAUAAAAUUUUAAAUAAUGAAACAAAGAAUUUGGAAUAUAAUCAAAAGGAAAUGACGUGGAGAAAUUCUAUUCAAGAAGUUUUCUACAACGUUUCGGACGGUAUUUGGUAUGAUUGGGAUUUAGAAACUAGCAAGCAUAGGAAAGGAUUUUAUCUCAGUAAUUUUGCUCCCCUUUGGGCAAAAUCCUAUAACAUUUCACAGCGUGACUCCUACGGUUCUAAAGCAGUUGAAUAUCUCAUUUCUCUAAAAGCAGAUACUUAUCCUGGUGGAGUUCCAACUUCCUUAAUAGAGAGUAGUCAACAAUGGGAUUUGCCGAACGUUUGGCCUCCGUUACAGGAAAUGGUUGUUUUGGGUUUAGAUUAUACCGACAAUAAAGAAGCUAAAUUGGUCGCCGAUUCAAUAGCUAACAAAAUAUUGAAAACUUUUAUGGUAGGGAUGAAUAAAACGGGCGAAAUGUUCGAAAAAUAUGAUGCAGUUACUCUUGGGCGAUAUGGUGGUGGUGGCGAAUAUACAGUUCAAUCUGGAUUUGGAUGGAGUAAUGGUGUAGCGUUCUCUAUGAUAGAAAGAUUAUUUAUGAAACAAUAACUCUAAAGAUAAUCGGUAAUUUUGUAUCCUAUUUUAAUGUAAGGUUAAGUCAUCUUAGUUUUAAUAUGACGUAUUUGGAAGGUUGAUAAAACAGUAUACACAAUAUAUUUAUUUGUUAAUAAGAUAUUGUUUAAAAAAUAA
This is a messenger RNA of Diorhabda sublineata, 1996 nucleotides long. Its product is annotated as trehalase-like. The record is from RefSeq and is a predicted model, not a curated record. Gene Ontology annotation, molecular function: alpha,alpha-trehalase activity. Lineage: Eukaryota; Metazoa; Arthropoda; Insecta; Coleoptera; Chrysomelidae. The coding region runs from base 131 to 1855 and encodes 574 amino acids. Gene Ontology annotation, biological process: trehalose catabolic process. The transcript is spliced from 4 exons.